Nothobranchius furzeri (turquoise killifish) is the source of this 2467-nucleotide messenger RNA. NCBI's taxonomy places the organism in Eukaryota, Metazoa, Chordata, Actinopteri, Cyprinodontiformes, Nothobranchiidae. The record is from RefSeq and is a predicted model, not a curated record.
UAUUGGACAGUUUCUUUUGUAUAUUAUAUGACUUUAUAAACUCCAACAACAAUGUGCUUCUAUUUUUUGUUUCAGGCUAAAUCUACCCAAGACGUUGGCUGUCAGACUGAUUUAGUAAUCUGCAAAAAUGCACUUGUCCAGGCUCAUGUAAAGCCUUAUCGACGUAGCAAAGCCACACAGUUUAGAGCUCCCAGCCGCAGUGUGUCUUGUGACACAGGUACCGUGACGGAAAUUCAUCUUCCACAAAGUCCCAGAGCUGCGUCCACACCCCUGAAAAGACCACGAUAUGAGGUGUCUGUUGUUGAUCCCAGCUUCCACCUCAAUGACAGUGCAAGCUCAGUGAACUGUUCAAGCUCUUUCACUGAGGUCCAUCCACAAAAGGACAAGAAGUACAUUGUUCAUGAGAAACAGUUGCUGGGGCUGUUCAGAAGGUGUCCCGUUUGUACCGGUCGUUGUGUUGUGAACACGACAACAGUCGGCACACUGCUCCGUGUGACACAACGGUGUUCAUGCUGUGAGCACUACAAUGAAUGGUCCAGUCAGCCCAUGGUGAACAGCAUCCCAGCAGGAAACCUCCAGCUCUGUGCUGCUGUCCUUUUCACAGGCUCAUCAUUUAGCCAGAUUUCUAAGUUCCUGGGUGCCUUCAAUGUGCAGGGACUGUCCAAGCAGUCAUUCUGUCGGCAUCAGGCAAAGCUCUUAAUUCCAACAGUGAGCUGGCAGUGGCAGCUAGAGCAAGCUGAUAUCAUCCAGGAGGCUACUGAAUCUGGACCUGUGACUCUUGGUGGUGACAUGCGAGCUGAUUCACCUGGACACUCAGCCAAAUAUGGCAGCUACACCAUGAUGGAUCUCAAAAGAAACAAAGUUAUUGAUAUCCAACUUGUACAGAGCAAUGAAGUUGGGAAUAGUGUGCGAAUGGAGAAGGAGGGAUUUGUGAGAAGUCUGAGCACACUUUUGGAGAGGGGGGUCGAUGUGCAGCAAGUCGUGACUGACCGCCACACAGGAGUGCAGAAGUAUUUGAGGGAGGAAAAAAAGGAAAUCAGUCACUACUUUGACCCCUGGCACAUGGGAAAAGGAAUUGGUAAGAAAAUCGAAGAGCUGGGGAAGAGAAAGACGACCCAGGAUGUGAGACUGUGGAAGCAAAGUGUGGUGAACCACCUCUACUGGUCAGCAUCCAGUUCCUCCUCAGGACAGGAGGCAGUUGCAAAGUGGACUUCAGUUGCCAGCCACAUCCAAAAUGUGCACAGCCAUGACAACGCCCUGUUCCCUAGCUGUCUGCAUGCACCUCUGGAUGGAGAACAGGCAAGACAGUGGCUCAAACCAAGCACAGCAUCAUGUGAGAAGCUCACUGCCAUUCUGUUAGCUCCACGGUUUGUGAAGGACGUAGAGAAGAUAAGCCCUCAGUACCACACAUCCACCUUGGAGGCUUUCCACAGUCUCAUCAUCAGAUUUACUCCAAAAAGUCAAGUCUUCUCCUUCAAAGGAAUGCUGUCUAGAUUACAAAUUGCUGCAAUGCACUAUAAUGAAAAUGCAGCACGCUCACAUGCAGCAACAGCAACUGGUGAGCUGAGAUAUGCUGUAGUGUACCCAAAGUACAAACGUGGAGACUACACAGUGAGAGCCCUGAAGACCAAUCCAACCUCAUUAUAUGUGCACAAGCUUAUGGACCUGCUGUUCGACUCUGUGGUGGUGGAUCCUCUCCCAUAUCAGGAGUACUCGGACAAAAUUACGGUUCCAGAACCGCUCUGUGCCCAGUUCCAAAGACCAGAUAAACGGGAUGCUGUGAGCAGGCACAGGUCCAGGUUUUAAAGUGCACGUCAGGUGAGCUACACAGGAGAUUGUAAUUAUUAGUUAGUACUCUACUCUGUGUGGUUUCUCCUUUUCUCCUCCUCAGCCAGGCUGCACACCACUGUACGACAGAGGAGUUACCUGUCGUCAUUAUGGAUCUUUAUGCUCAUCCACUCGUGACUCAUGCUGUCCACCUCCCAGAUGUCUAUUGAUCUCUACAACCUUUCUGCUCUGUGGCUCCCAUACAACUUGAAAAUCUUGGCCGUAUGUAACAUAGCAAAACUCACCAGUCUUGCUUUUGUAAGUCAUACUAGUCAUACUAAUAUUACUUUUUCCUUAGAGCCUCCUGAUCUUGUAACAGAAAAACCUGUGCUCCCGGGAUCCAUCUCCACGUUUGUCAUCACAGUGAAAGCUACCUCCAGUCUAAGGAACCUAUGAAACAUCACUGUUGGCCCAACCUCUCCUCACAUGGCUCCAGAAUCUCUGCUUGUGGUUUAGAGUUUUGUCAAAAAUCUUGAAAGUUAUGAUCAGAUUGUUAUCUAACAUUGUCUUAGUAGUAGCUAUAAUAAAUGUUAUCUUUAAAGCGCAAUUGUGUCUUUUUAAAUACAAUUAUAUUGAUAUUUUGAUGUGUAUAAAUACAUAUAUCACAUUUAUUAUCAUUCAUUUUUACCUAAUUGAACCU